Messenger RNA from Aspergillus welwitschiae, 447 nucleotides. RefSeq lists its product as uncharacterized. The coding region runs from base 1 to 447 and encodes 148 amino acids. Lineage: Eukaryota; Fungi; Ascomycota; Eurotiomycetes; Eurotiales; Aspergillaceae. The transcript has 3 exons. The record is from RefSeq and is a predicted model, not a curated record.
AUGGACAGUGAGGAAUGCGAACUAGUAUACGUCGGGAAAAUCAGCGGUCGCUCGAAGAGAUGGGAUGAUGAAGGGAGUCACGCAGGCACAAGCCAGUCACACACCCGGUUGGGUUGCGCGCAAGGACGGGGGCGGUGGGCAGAUGCUCCUAUCGAUAACGAAUGCGCCCCUCCUUCGCGGUGGGAAAGCGUUGGCGCGAUCGACGAGCCGGACAAUGAAGAUUGGUCUCUCUAUAUGUAUGUAACCCUCAUCGGGGAUGACCUCCUCCAUCAUGCAGAAAGGAGCCCGUCAUCAGCAGAAGGAGGGAGCCCGACAAAGGGUAUUCAGAGCAUUACCAAAAAGGGUUUAAACAGUCAAGGUAUUCGUUGUCAUUCUUUUCCCGGCAUCAAGUGGGGUCGAAACAUGAACGAUUAUUACUACUUUGAUGGAAAUGGGAAAGUCUGCUAA